Molecule: messenger RNA, 2172 nt
Organism: Daldinia caldariorum
Lineage: Eukaryota; Fungi; Ascomycota; Sordariomycetes; Xylariales; Hypoxylaceae
Product: P-loop containing nucleoside triphosphate hydrolase protein
Exons: 2
Coding region: 1-1782 (593 amino acids)
Biological process (GO): tRNA wobble uridine modification; tRNA methylation
Cellular component (GO): mitochondrion; cytoplasm
Molecular function (GO): GTPase activity; protein binding; ATP hydrolysis activity
Source: RefSeq, a predicted model, not a curated record
AUGCAUCGCGUUGUCAGAAGGUGUGUAUUCACCCGAUUGAGGUGGUCCCAAAAUGCCAUACAGUUCAGUCAGUUCAGGCAGUUCAGCUCCCUUCAUCUGAAUCAACAACCCCCUCUCGUAUCUCUCGUAUCUGCAAGGGCCGCUCAAAGUUGGAAUCCCGGCAAUCCGAUUGCUACCGGGCGAUUCGUCCGUCGCUAUUCUUAUCAGCUGCGCGAUGAUACGAUAUAUGCGCUAUCUACAGCUGAAGGCAAGGCUGGGAUCGCGGUGAUUCGAAUCUCGGGCCCCGCAUGCAGAUCUAUCUACCGCGGGCUCUGCCCAGGCAAACCGUUUUUAAAGCCUCGCUAUGCUACCAUCAGGACACUGUAUCAUCCGGGUUCGAACGAAUCAGAAAUUCUUGAUUCCGAGGCGUUGGUGCUUUUCUUUCCGAAUCCAAAAACGGUCACUGGCGAUGAUGUCCUGGAACUGCAUGUGCAUGGGGGCAGUGCAACCGUGAAAGCCGUUCUCUCCGCGAUUCCUAAAUGCGUCGCAGAAGGCCCAAUCCGUUACGCCGAGCCCGGUGAGUUUACCAAACGAGCCUUUCUCAAUGACCGGCUCGAUUUAGCCCAGGUCGAGGCUCUGAGCGAGACCCUCGCUGCGGAGACCGAGCAGCAGCGCCGCGCCGCAGUUCGUGGCAGCAGCGGCUCACUGGGUCGGACAUACGAAGACUGGCGCAAGAGUCUUCUGUAUGCUCGGGCCGAGAUGGAGGCUCUUAUCGACUUUUCCGAAGACCAGCAUUUCGACGAGUCACCCGCCUCCCUUGUCCGUAACGUGACAAAUCAGGUUAGGCAGAUCCUUCAGAGCAUACACGUCCACGAAGGAGCCAGCGAGCGAAGCGAACUUCUUCGGAACGGGAUCAAAAUAGCGCUUGUGGGUCCACCGAAUGUGGGCAAGAGCUCGUUUAUGAAUCAGAUCAUCGGUAGGGAGGCGUCCAUCGUAUCCGGUGAGUCUGGCACUACUCGGGACAUUAUCGAGGCCAACCUAGACAUACGAGGUUAUUUGUGCACGUUUGCGGAUACCGCCGGAUUCAGAAGCUCCGCUUCGGUAGAUCCAACAGGGUCGCAUGCUUCCGCAGAUGUUAUAGGAGCUGUUGAAGAAGAGGGAAUUCGCAGGGCAAGGGUCAAAGCCACGCAAUCUGAUGUCAUCAUCGUACUAACCUCUAUCGAGGCGGAUACUCUUGGGAAACCCCAGAUCCGCUUCGAUAUGGAGACGCUAAAACUCGCGGCAGGCAGUAAAGAACGACUAGUAAUUGUUAACAAGAGGGACGCUAUCCCUGACGACGACUUACGCGUCCUUAUUCGACGGUUCGGUGAGGAAGUGCUUGGCAGAGUCGACGGGCUUGAAGGGAUUCAGCCGAUAGCCAUUUCCUGCAAGGAGGCGAAAGAUCUAGGUUCUGACCAGAUCGAUCCAGGGGGUCUCCGAGGGGUCGUAGAUGCGUUGGUUACAUCGUUUACUACGAUGACAUCGCUCCCCGCCACUCUACAAGACCUCCAUGGCGUUACCGAACGUCAGCGACAGCUUCUCGUGAAAUGCAGAGGGCAUCUAGAGGAUUACCUUGAAACCGUAGGAUACACCGAACCGAAUGGGGGAAACGGCCCCCACGACCAAUUUGAGGGGAGCGAAGACGCUGAUAUCACGAUGGCGGCCGAGCAUCUUCGUUACGCUGCGAACGACUUGGGACGGAUCACGGGCCGCGGAGAUGUAGGGGAUGUGGAGGAGAUCCUAGGCGUCAUUUUCGAGAAGUAAGUGCCGGGCGUAUUACUACACGGAAGGAAUUGCAACUGAUAUCUUGAGACAGGUUCUGCGUAGGAAAGUGAUUUGAAUUCUCAAAGUAACAAAUAUACAGAUGAAGAAUAAUGAUAAUACCCUAUUUUGCGCCGCCCCAUGCUUUCCCCCUUCUUUAUUUCAUCAUGCAAAUGCGUCUGUCCUAAAAUCGUCAGAUGUCUAUCCCAAUUCCUUUCCUCAUGCUAUUGGUACAGGUGGUGUGUGUGCUUGCGCGUCUAUGGUUUUUCUAUGGUAUGAAUCUUUUAUGCGUGGUAUCGUCCAGUUCCGAAUAGUAUGAAAGUUGAUAUCAAAAUGCCGAAGACAAAAAAAAUUGAUGCUCUCUAAAUGCUGUUUCGUUUGUCGUUGGUGGUA